CUUAUUGCUGUUCUUAAAAAUAUAUCGACACCUGCUUUCCUUCCUCUUCGUAAGGUCUCGAGAACACAACGUAAAACCUUUCAGUCACCGCCGUUACUGUGUUCUAUCGACAGAAUGAAUCAACAGGUGCAGAAGAACACUCUCUACGUCGGUGGAUUGGCGGAGGAGGCCAAUGAAACCAUAUUGCAUUCAGCGUUUAUACCGUUCGGAGACAUUAAAGAUGUGAAGACGCCGUUGGAUCAGGCGACGCAGAAGCACCGAUCGUUUGGGUUUGUGACUUUUCUCGAAAGAGAGGAUGCCGCCGCCGCGAUGGAUAACAUGGACGGAGCCGAGCUUUAUGGUCGUGUGCUCACCGUCAAUUAUGCCCUACCGGAAAAAAUUAAGGGUGGUGAACAAGGCUGGGCUGCUCAACCUAUUUGGGCGGAUGCGGACACAUGGUUUGAACGACAGCAACAAGAAGAAGAAAUGCAGCGCAUUCAAGCAGAAAACCGAGCAUCAAUGCAGGCUGCAGAGGAAUUACAUAGAAAAAAACUGGCAGAUGAACGUGAAGGCGAGAAGGAUGAAGCCGACACGAAAGAUGACCCCAUGGCUAUGGCUGAAGCAGAAGCAGUGAAGCAGAAUGAUAGUUAGUUAGUUAGCCUUAGUAUUGUUAUUGGUUUCCUCUGUGUUGUAUCCCCCUACUACAUUGCAGUAGUCUCAUGUUAAUGUUACCUUUUAGGCUCUUGAGGUGCUUUCUUAUUCACAAA
This is a messenger RNA of Cynara cardunculus var. scolymus (artichoke), 746 nucleotides long. RefSeq names its product peptidyl-prolyl cis-trans isomerase E. Gene Ontology annotation, molecular function: RNA binding. Bases 115 to 630 code for a protein of 171 amino acids. Lineage: Eukaryota; Viridiplantae; Streptophyta; Magnoliopsida; Asterales; Asteraceae. The record is from RefSeq and is a predicted model, not a curated record. The transcript is spliced from 3 exons.